AUGUCCGAGCCACUCCUACCGAUCCAGAAACCGAAGAUGAAGCUCGCCGUGCUUACGUCCGGCGGGGACAGCGCCGGCAUGAACGCCGUCGUCCGUGCCGUCGUGAAGACGGCCAUCGCCAAGGGCUGUGAAGCCUGGGUCGUCCGCGAGGGAUACGAAGGGCUUGUCCGUGGCAAUGCGCACGACACGCAGGAAGUACAGGACGCGCGAGCGAGCGAGGACGCUACUUUUGUGAACAAUCUGCGCUUUGGCGACGGAGAAUUGCUGAAGGAUGGGACAGGAGACUACAUUAGUGGGCGGACGCUCCGAGGGCGAUACAUUGUCCGCGUCGGAUGGGACGAUGUGAGAGGCUGGUUUGGGGAGGGAGGUACUUUAAUCGGUACUGCUCGGUCGACUACAUUCCGCACUAAAGAAGGUCGUCAGACGGCAGCAUACAACAUGAUCAAGGAAGGGAUCGAUGCUCUUGUAGUCUGCGGUGGAGAUGGCUCUUUAACAGGUGCAGAUGUGUUCAGGUCUGAAUGGCCCCAGCAUGUUGCUGCUCUUAAAGCCGACGGACAAAUUACUGAGGAGCAAGCAAUCGCGCACCAGCAUCUCCGAAUCGUCGGUCUUGUUGGCUCCAUUGAUAACGACAUGUCAAUGACAGACAUGACAAUUGGGGCACCAACUGCUCUCCACCGCAUUUGCGAGUCCAUCGACAACAUAAAUUCGACCGCAUAUUCGCAUUCUCGCGCGUUUGUGCUGGAAGUCAUGGGUAGGCACUGUGGAUGGCUUGCAUUGAUGGCUGGUGUCAGCUGUGGAGCGGACUUCAUUUUCAUUCCGGAGAAUCCCCCGGCAGAAGAGAAGUGGGAAGACCAUAUGUGCAAGAUGAUUCAGAGUAACCGGGAGAUCGGGCAGCGGAAAACGAUUGUGAUCGUUGCAGAGGGCGCCAUUGACAGAAAUCUCAACCCGAUACGAGCAGACUACAUAAAGGAUGUUCUGACGGAUCGACUGGGCCUCGAUACGCGAGUCACGACUCUGGGACACACCCAACGUGGUGGGGCACCGUGUGCUUACGAUCGUAUUAUGCCAACACUGCAAGGAAUCGAGGCAGUAGAAGCGCUCUUACAAGCCACCCCGGAUACACCAUCUUUCAUGAUUGGCGUCAGCGAGAACAAGAUAAUUCGCGUUCCCCUCAUGGAGGCUGUCGCAAUGACUCGUUCAGUGGGUGUUGCAAUUUCCGAGAAGAAUUUCGACAAGGCAAUGUCGCUCCGCGACCCAGAAUUCGCGGAGAUGUUGGAUGGCUUCCACGCUACAUCUAUUCUCGAAAAGGAGCCAAAAUUGCCUCAGCAUCAGAGAAUGCGCGUGGGAAUCAUGCAUGUCGGCGCCCCCGCAGGGGGUAUGAACGCUGCGACUCGCACUGCGGUCCGGUAUUGUCUCCGUCAGGGACACGUACCAUAUGCCAUCCACAAUGGUUUUCUUGGACUGCUUGAUGACAAUGUACAUCAACUGUCCUGGCUUGGAGUCGACACUUGGAUGACCCGCGGAGGAUCGGAGCUGGGCACGAAUCGCAAGCUGCCCGAUAUUGACCUCGGUGCGGUUGCGGCGAAGUUCCAGCAGUACAACUUCCAGGCGCUCCUGAUGAUUGGUGGGUUCGAGACAUUCAAUGCACUACUGAUCUUGGAUAACGCGAGGAAGCAUUAUCCCGCGUUCCACAUACCGAUGGUACACCUCCCGGCGACAAUAUCGAACAAUGUCCCAAUGACGGAGUUCAGCUUGGGGAGCGACACGAGUCUGAAUGCACUCGUGUCUGCGUGCGAUGCGAUUAAGCAGAGUGCGUCGGCGAGUCGGAACCGAGUCUUUGUGGUAGAGACGCAGGGUGGAAAAUGUGGAUAUAUCGCUACGAUGGGUGCACUGGCGACUGGUGCCGUGAUUCUGUACACGCCGGAGCGGGGUAUUGACCUGGACAUGCUGCGCCGUGAUGUCAAAUUCUUGAAACGGAGAUACACCCUCGACCAGGCUGGUAAAGCGGAGGGAAGACUAGUUCUGAGGAACGAGUGCGCAUCGGACGUCUAUAGUACAGACUUUAUCAGGAGGAUGCUAAAGGAAGAGGGUGGAUCGCUGUUUGACUCACGUUCUGCGAGUCUGGGACACACGCUGCAGGGAGGCAUUCCGUCGCCAAUGGACCGGACCCGGGCAGUGCGCCUAGCGCUCAAUUCGAUGGCAUAUAUGGAGAGGCACCACAUUGAGCUACUGCAGCAGCAGUCAAAGGUAAAACAGGCGCCACCGGAGUCUGCUGCGGUGGUGACGAUCCAGGGAACGAAGGUGAAGUGGGUGCCGGUGCAGGAGAUGGUGGCGCAUGCGGACAUGAAGAACCGGAGGGGAACGGAGGCUUGGUGGGACGAGUACACGACGUUGGUGGAGGAGCUGGUGGGUCGCCAGCAGCUGCUUGAGAGGGUACCUUUGCCUGUGUAG
Fibroporia radiculosa is the source of this 2451-nucleotide messenger RNA. RefSeq lists its product as uncharacterized. NCBI's taxonomy places the organism in Eukaryota, Fungi, Basidiomycota, Agaricomycetes, Polyporales, Fibroporiaceae. The coding region runs from base 1 to 2451 and encodes 816 amino acids. The record is from RefSeq and is a predicted model, not a curated record. Gene Ontology annotation, cellular component: 6-phosphofructokinase complex; mitochondrion; cytoplasm. The transcript has 12 exons. Gene Ontology annotation, biological process: canonical glycolysis; fructose 1,6-bisphosphate metabolic process; fructose 6-phosphate metabolic process. Gene Ontology annotation, molecular function: fructose-6-phosphate binding; AMP binding; 6-phosphofructokinase activity.